CAACAGCAUCAAUCGCCUACUCAUGUGCUUGCGCGGUCGGACUCCAUUGCCGACCAGUCAGCCAUUGAUGCCAAGUACGAAAGUCCUCAGCCCAACAACAAUUCCAGUGGUGAUGAAAGCGCCGGAGAAGAUCAAGAUGGCUCGCGCAAGAGGCGCAGGCCCAUGUCUGUCUCGUGUGAAUUGUGCAAACAGAGAAAAUGAAAUGUGAUCGUGGCCAUCCGUCCUGUGGCUGGUGUUCCCGAAAUGGACAAAUUUGCGAAUACAAGGAACGCAAGAAACCUGGCUUAAGAGCGGGUUAUGGCAGAGAAUUGGAACAGCGGCUCGACAGACUCGAGGACGUUCUACGUAGCCAUAGUCGAAUUCUCGAUGCGCAUUUCGGACCUAGCUCCGUCUCGACGAACCAACCGUCACCGCAGACCGACGUGUCUGCCUUUCGCACAUCCGCAAUAAAUCAGGUCCCUGUCCCGCAGAUUCCUCCCUCGGCCGACGCUGCCAUCUUCCUACAAAAGCCUCACCUCUUCCAGGCCAGCCAGGCCAAUUCUCCGCCUCUUUCAGACUACUCCGGACAACUUGAGACACCAACGCCUCUACUGCCGCAGCAGAAUGGCUUUCCGCCGCCGCCGCCAACUAGUGAUGCAAUACCGCAGUCGGGUAUAUCACAGGUGCCGCACAUGUCGCAAGGAGUCCACGGUUUCUAUCCCCCGCCUUCGGCGCCGCCGCUAGAUCGUUCGAAUAUGGGCAUAUCUAAUGGGGUAGGACCAGUGACCACACAGGAUCAGGAGUUGCCACCCUAUGACUUACUCUACUCUCUUGUUGAUCUUUAUUUCAAGCAUAUCAACACGUGGAUUCCGCUGCUUCACCGCAAGACAACUAUUGAGACCCUUUUCCGUCCAUCCACGCUUGACGAAGCAGACAGGAUUAUGCUUCAUGCCAUUGUUGCCACCACGUUACGAUUUUCCAACGAUCCCCGCUUGGACGAGGCUUCUCGGCGACGUUACCAUGACACUUCCAAGCAGAAGGUGGUGCUGUACGGACUUGAAAACUCAUCCGUCAAAGCAGUCCAGGCCAUGGUCAUUCUGGCUCUUGACCUGACUGGUUCAUCCAACGGACCGCCAGGAUGGAAUCUUUUGGCACUCAUCACACGUGCCGUGGUGCAACUAGGACUCGCAGCAGAAUCUACCUCGUCACUGGCUUCGCCCAAAUUCCCAUCCAUCGCAACUCUCGGUGCAGCUGUCCUACCCGAACCCAUGAAUUGGAUUGAAGAGGAGAGCCGGCGCCGUCUGUUCUGGGCAGUUUAUCUGCUGGACCGCUAUACGACCAUUGCCACAUCGUUCGAGUUUGCCCUUGACGAUAAGGAAAUCGAUCGGAAGCUGCCCUGCAGAGACGACUUGUUCUCCCGGAAUCGACCGGUGGAGACGCGUUGGUUCCGCACACCGCGGCGAACUGAUUACAGUCUAGAUCGACCCGAAAAUUUGGGAUACUUUUCAUAUUAUAUCGAGGUCCUCGGCAUAUUGUCUCGAAUCCACCAAUUCCUAAGAAAGCCGGUUGAUAUUAGCGCGAUUCCAGACGUAGAAACUUGGCAACGACAAUAUCGUGAGCUCGAGGGGGAACUUACAACCUGGUAUUCGAAGCUGCCGAGCGAAUAUGGAAAUAUUUCACGGCUCUUCAAUUUGCCAAAUGGCAACAAGGUAGUCAAUUGCGGCUGGGUUAUGCUUCAUGCUACAUACCAUACUGUUGUGAUUCGAAUAAACUCGUCUGCAGCAUAUCCAACCAUCCGCUCGUCGAUAUUCGCUCCAUCCUACAGUGCAAGCCAACGGUGUCUGACUGCCGUCGAGAAUAUCGCGACAUUAGGUAGAUUCGUUGUGGGAAAUGGCAUGCUGAACAAGCUUGGUCCGCCUUUUGCGUUUACUAUCUGGGUCGCGGCUCGCCUUCUCCUAGUGCAUGGCUCAACAUUUGAACAUCGGCUGAGCCCGGAUAUUCAGUUCUUUGUGGACACGCUCCGAGAAAUGGGUCAGUACUGGAAAGUUGCCGAGAGGUAUACGACCAUCUUGCAGCGAGUGCUCGAUGAACAUCGAGAAUCGGAACGUGCGGCGGGCGCCGGGGAAGAGAGAGUGACGCCAUCGAGCGUGCGUAUUCUCGCGGACAUGCGCCGCUGUGCGUACGAUCUAGACGUACUCAUUUCCCGACAACCUCGACAACCGGUGUCGCAGGCAGUCCCCGCGGCUUUCCCCCGAGCGCCUGAGCCCAACGAACUCGAGUAUCUCGAUGUCUUCAACUUUUUCAAUCUGCCACGGUUGCCUGUGACGGCGGCAGCGGAUGGAAUGAUGCCAGUCCCUGCUGGAGAUGGCAUCAAGCCAGGCAUGCCGGCACCCCAAAUGCAAACAGGCAACGAGUUCAACAUUACCAACUUUGCUGCCGACGUGCAUGCAGACUGGCUGUUCAAGCAAGGGGCUUAAGCUGUAAAUCGCCACUGAAUGUCUGACGGUCCAUCAUCCACUCGAUCAGCGAGAUAGAUAUGCCCUUGCCAUGAUCGUUCGUGACUGGAUUUUCGAUUUUUGGAAUUCCAGAAUCGAAAACCAUGAACCACAUGAUCCACGGCCUCUUGGCAUCUUGGCUCUAUUGGUCCUUUCUGCCACCGCAAGCGUCCCCAGGCUUAGUUGGAUGUGCGAGUCGCAGCCAGCGUUGGUGGUCAUGUACUCUUGUGUGUCAUCGUAUUGGCGAAUGUUUUCUGGUUGGAGCCUGAAAUUAUUGCCACUACCAUCAUCACUUAGGGUCACAAUUUGAGCCAGCUGCCGCGUCCUGACACGCAGCGUAGCCGCUCUGUGCGGCGCGCUUCGUUGCGCAACGGGUAU
Messenger RNA from Xylona heveae TC161, 2852 nucleotides. RefSeq lists its product as hypothetical. NCBI's taxonomy places the organism in Eukaryota, Fungi, Ascomycota, Xylonomycetes, Xylonales, Xylonaceae. The record is from RefSeq and is a predicted model, not a curated record. Gene Ontology annotation, cellular component: nucleus. The transcript is spliced from 6 exons. Gene Ontology annotation, biological process: DNA-templated transcription; regulation of DNA-templated transcription. The coding region runs from base 198 to 2456 and encodes 752 amino acids. Gene Ontology annotation, molecular function: DNA-binding transcription factor activity, RNA polymerase II-specific; zinc ion binding; DNA binding.